AUGCGGAAGGUCGCAUCAUUUUUACUCCUUGUCAGCCACUUCUCACAAGGGAUUUUUAUCGACAGAAUCCACGUGAAGAAUUCUGGCACAGAAAAAACUACAGGAAAUUCUGAAGACGUUGCGGAAACAACACCUUUUAUCAUUGAAGAGAUUGAAACACCAGAUUCUCUAUCUGCAGAAGAAAGCCUUUAUGUGAACAAUGCUCUGUGGAAAAAGGCAAUCAAUAAAGAGAUCUUUCAAACAUUGGGACUCAAUGAAGGAAAUAUUCACCGGGAUAUGUACUUCCUUUUCAACUUUGCUGGAAACAAGGAACAAUCAAGAGACCUUUUAAAGAACUUUUAUGACACGCUUUCUAAAAAUAUACACAAGCGAUCAAGAGGAAGUCCGGAUGUCCAAAAAUCUUAUAUUCAAAAGCUGUCCAACGAUAAACCGAUGGAAAGCACAAAUGAUCGUAAUCAUGGCGAUGUAGAACCAGAACAAAACACUGCACGGAGGCGUCGGAUGGUCAGCAAAGAGAUCUCUGGUAAUAAGGAUGACCCGUCCCUUGGAAUUCAACAGCCAUGUUCAGCGAAACACGAAAUUUAUCUCAGAAAACAAGAAGACGAGGGUUGCCCAGGAGCUUUAGACUUUGCAGCGUUUGUGUGUAAAGAGUUCUUCGGGUGCGGAAUGUUUGUGGAUUCAUUUAAGAACUGCCAACCAAGAAUAUGUCUGUCAUACAAACAAGCUGUGGUAACUCAGGAAUGUUAUAAACACUUAUUUGAUUGCUCCUAA
This is a messenger RNA of Necator americanus (New World hookworm), 771 nucleotides long. RefSeq lists its product as uncharacterized. Bases 1 to 771 code for a protein of 256 amino acids. The transcript is spliced from 6 exons. NCBI's taxonomy places the organism in Eukaryota, Metazoa, Nematoda, Chromadorea, Rhabditida, Ancylostomatidae. The record is from RefSeq and is a predicted model, not a curated record.